UCAGCAUUGCCUUCAAAGCAAGAGAAGGGAGAAGAGCCCAGAUUUUCCAGGAAUUCUAACUACGAUGGCAGCUCAAUUGCACAGUACGUCUCACAACUUCAGUGAACCCAGGACCAGCCAUGAUGUCCUAGGGCUUGGAAACCAAGACCCCAGAGAUUCACAACUGAGACUAAUCUUAGUGGGUAAGACUGGAGCAGGCAAAAGUGCCACAGGAAACAGCAUCCUUGGAAAGAAAGCAUUUCAUUCCAGCCUUGCAGCAAAAUCAAUCACCAAGGUCUGUGAGAAAGGGAGCAGCACGUGGAAUGGGAGAGAAAUUGUUGUCGUGGACACGCCUGGUAUUUUCGACACUGAGGUACAGGAGGCUGACACACAAAGGGAGAUUGCUAAUUGCAUCCUCCUGACCUCUCCUGGGCCUCACGCUGUGCUCCUGGUGGUCCCGCUGGGCCGGUACACAAAGGAGGAACAAAAAGCCAUGGAGAAGAUGCUGUCAAUGUUUGGACCCAAAGCUAGGAGAUACAUGAUUCUCUUAUUCACCCGGAAAGAUGACUUGGAUGGCAUGGAGUUCCAUGAUUACUUAAAGGAAGCUCCACAAGGCAUUCAAGAUCUGAUGGAGCAGUUCAAGGAUCGUCACUGUGAGUUCAACAAUAAGGCGACAGGCGCUGAGCAGGAGGCUCAGAGGACACAGCUGCUGGACCUGGUGCAGCGCGUAGUGAGGGAGAACCAGGAAGGAUUCUACACUAAUAAGAUAUACCAAAAGGCUGAGGUGGAGAUUCAGAAACAGAUUCAAAUUAUACAAGAACAAUGCAGAGCUGAGCUGGAGAGAGAAAAAAGGCAGUUAAGAGAGGAGUAUGAAGAGAAAAUCAGAAAGCUAGAGGAUAAACAGGAACAGGAAAAGACAAAGGCAGAAAUGGAGUUGGAAUUGGCAGAAAGGGAGAGCUACUCUGUUUUAAGGCAACAAAAUGCCAGAGAAGAAGUUAAGAAUCAGAAAGGGAUACUUGACUUAAUCUUGAGAAGAUUGAGAGGAAUUUGGAGAGAUAUCUCAUCUCUGUUCAAGGAAGAUUAGGCUUAUGAAAAUAUGUCUAUUAUUCCCAAGUAUUUUGGGAUGCCCCUCCACCAUAUAACUCAUUCCCCCAAGUCAGAGCUCUGUUUCUGUCUCCCCAGGCUCUCAGAACUAGGGAGUGUAAUACUAGUAAGUUCAUUGUUAGACUUUUGCUUGAUUUCACAGGGGAGAGACACAUUCUCAAUUUCUAAAACUCCAAAGCAGAAAGUAUGAAUGCUCCCUGUCUUCUGAACCUUUUCCCAGACACUCAAGAAAAAAAGGAGUGCAGAAAACCAAUAGAUGAUGACCUCAAGCUUUUUUUAUAUAUUCCUAAUAACAAUUUCUCCUCUAGAUUAUUUCUAGAUUAACACAUAAUAUCUGCCUGGCUUUUACUCCAUAUUUUCCCUUUAGGAUGACAAUGGUCAUUUUACCCAUGUGGUUAGGGAAAUCAAUUACUUGCAUCACAUAAUAUAUAGCCAGAGAUGCUUAAAGAAUUAUUUUUAUAUGAACACACCUUUGUUGAAUUAUGUUUUUAUGAAAUUGUUCUUUAUCAUCUUCCCACUGAAGAACAAAGAGUUGUCUGGAAAACAGAUCUCUCAGAAUGCAACUAAUUAAAAUGCCAUAAAGAUCAAAGGAUAGAGAUUCAACAGCUGAGAGAAAAAUGAUUGGACUAUUCAGAUGUUUCUGUAAAAAUUCUUUGACCAACCUGAACGUAAGCUCUUUGGUGAAUAACUAACUGUUGUCACCAAGCCCCCAUCACCCCAAUCUUGAUUACUUACUGCUAGGUAGGUCAUUGGCAUACUGCUAUCUCUACCCACAUGUAUCAUUUGCUUAUUGUUACUACAAUAAAACUUUUCUAUUCUCUCA
Molecule: messenger RNA, 1906 nt
Organism: Eptesicus fuscus (big brown bat)
Lineage: Eukaryota; Metazoa; Chordata; Mammalia; Chiroptera; Vespertilionidae
Product: GTPase IMAP family member 4-like
Exons: 3
Coding region: 65-1063 (332 amino acids)
Molecular function (GO): GTP binding
Source: RefSeq, a predicted model, not a curated record